UUAUUUAAAUUAAAUAGUUUAAAAGGGCUGAAUUCAAAAUGUACUCAUCCCAUUAUUCCCAUGCUACUUGCAAGAGUUUCCUCAUAAGGUGGCCUUGGGGUAAAUAUACAGAGUAGAAAGUAGGUGAGUGGUGGGUAUGUCAGCAGAGCAUGUGUAGGCAUAACAGAGCAGGACUGGUGUAGACUGAAGGCAUGACCUACACUGCCCAGAUGUUGUUAUUUUUAAAAUGUUGGGAUGUACAGUAUAUGAAUGAUCAUUGCACAGAGUACUUUUGGUCCCAUACCUAAAUAAAUCCAGCAUAAAUUACAAUAUUUUCAUUAGUUUAUCCUAAAAUCUGAGGGUCAGUUGCAUAAGACAAAUUAUUAUACCUAAAGUAUGAAAUGACUCAAACAUAUAUCCCAUGUAUCUUCACUAUUACCCCUCCCAGCAAUCUGUCUCCCUUCAUGCAGAGUUGUGGUUACAGUAGGUCUAUAUGUAGAAAGUUUCUUCUUUUAGUGAAAUGAAGUGAAAAGUUUAUUUUUCAAAGUUAAGUCCCUUUAAUAUCUUUUAAAAAAUGCUAAGUAAUAUGGGACCCCAUAUUGGCAGCAAGGAAUAACAGAUAAUUUACACCGAUAUCACUGUUAAGACAUAAAGAGAUUAUAUUUCACGAACAUCAUGCUUUAUAACUGCAGGGCCAGCACUGUGAUGUCACAUGACAUAGGCAUAGCACAGAAGCAAAGAAUCCUUGUGAUGUCAUAAUGCAUGCACGUCAUGUGAUCUCAUAAACACAGUGUAGUGUUACCAUUUGUGAGUGAGUACAGGAAGAAGAAGGACCUGUAAUUGCUUGUACAUUUUUACAAUAUUCACAUUUUAAAUUAUGGUUUUUAAAAAUACUAAACGAAACAAAUCACGAAAGAACAAAUUGAAUGAUGAGAAAAAGAACAAAGAAAGCGAUGAGGCAAGGCAUACACCGCCUGGAACACGUGUGGGAAUGGGUUUUACAGCCAUGGCCUUCACUGUUCUUGGAAAUCUGUACCAGGGUUUAAUGACUGCAGUCAAUCCAUAUUCUUGGGUAAGAUCUGAGAAAAGUGAGAAUGAGAUGACUGUGAAGAGGACGUCCCCUAGCAGGAAAAGGAAGGCAGAAGACAAAUGUCAGGAUGAACCUGUUGAACAAAAGAAGAACAGAAUCCAGACUUCAGCCCCUCGCAUUGCAUCAAUAGUACCUUCCAAUGCAAUCAUGUGGCUACAAUCUAAAGCUACAAGUUUUGUUUCUCAGGCAAGCCAGAGCGCUUUAAGAUGGUGGGAAACAUUGAAGCCUUUCAUUCCUUUCCCUAACCGUGGAACAAAGCGCCAAAGAUCAGAGAAAGAGAAAUCUGAAGAUCGACGAAAGAAAAUUAGAAAAGAUGAAAUAAAAAACCGUCAACAGGCAGAAGGACAAAACCAACCUUGCACAGUAACAAGAAUCAGGGGUGAAAUGCAGGGAAUCCAACAGAGGAACACUGCAAAUGGCCCUGAACCAACUAGAAGACCAGCACCUGUGGAGACAAAUCUGUCUAUUGACCGGUUUAAAAUCUAUUUUGAACUAGGAUUUGGAUCUUUUGGACAUGUGCUACUAGCAAAAGACCUAGUGAAACAGAGAUACGUAGCAUUGAAAAGAAUAAUGAAGAAUCGUUUCAUGCAGUCUAUGGCUGAUGUGAGCAUCGAGUGGAACGUACUAGAUGUGGCACGCCAGUGUAGAUUUCUUACACAACUUAAUGCCAGCUUUGAGACUAUGGACAGCAUCUAUCUUGUGUUGGACUAUAUAUCUGGAGGAACAUUAGGAGAUUUCAUAAGAAUAGGACAUGUGGUGGAUUACAGCACGAUACAGUUCAUUGCUGCUGAAAUUAUCUGUGGACUGAGGUUCCUCCAUUCUCGUGGAUUUAUUCAUCGAGACCUGAAACCUCAUAAUAUUCUGCUGCAUAGCACAGGCCAUGCAGAGAUUGCAGAUUUUGGACUUGCUGCAGACACUCGGAGAACCGGUGGAAUGGCCGAAGGCUUCUGUGGAACCCGUGCAUAUGUUGCUCCUGAGGUGUCCACUAACUGCAAGUACAAUAACUCAGUGGACUAUUAUUCUUUAGGAUUGAUACUUUUCCAGAUGGCUACUGGGAUGGAGCCACGAUAUGCCCGCCAAAGAAACAAGUCAGAAUAUCUAAUCAGAGUCUUACCUGAGCUCAGAGAUAUUAUUUUAAAGCUCCUCUGUGAAAAUCCUAAUGAGCGGAUGAGGUUUAUUGCAUCCAUAAUGGAUCAUCCUUUUUUCGCAACAAUUAGCUGGCCAGCUGUAGAAUCUGGAAGAAUUCAAGCGCCCUUAAUUCUACGAAGACACUGCAAAAUUCAGAGCGAUAGGAAAAUCUAUUUGAACCGUGCGAAAAACUGAAAAUUUCUAAUCAAGCCAGCAGGAAUGCUUAAAGAUGAGCACAUUCCUUUCCAUAGAUACUUGGAAGAUGGCCUGGGCAUAUCUGAUGAUAUAGGUCAUUUUCCACAUUCUCAAGUUAUGUUAAGACUCUCAGUCAACAAUUUCAGAUAUCAAAGCAAAAACAAUGCCAGCCCUAUGAGAAAAGAAGAGGACUAAACAGCCUGGGCCUUGGGUGGGAAGGGAGGAUUGAUAGGCCCACAAGGGGGCAUGAUGUCAAAAAGGAGGUCAAAGGAAUAAUCAUAUGGAUGAUAAAGUCGAAGUGUUUCCAGAGCAAUGCAAACAUGUCUUCGUGUGACACUGUAGUUAUGUAAUGAUGGCAUUAUACACUCAGUGCAACAAAAAGACACAGACAGGAAAAGACGUGGAAGUUAUUGUGAGUGUCUUAGACACCAAAGAGAAAAAAAACAGGAUUAAGGAAACAGCAUGGCUAUUUCUGCGAAACUCUAGUAUAUGCGACAAAGUCAAUAAAAUUUUCAGUGUUUUUAAG
Messenger RNA from Xenopus tropicalis (tropical clawed frog), 2918 nucleotides. RefSeq names its product protein kinase C theta type. Bases 857 to 2392 code for a protein of 511 amino acids. The transcript is spliced from 10 exons. The record is from RefSeq and is a predicted model, not a curated record. Gene Ontology annotation, molecular function: kinase activity; transferase activity; ATP binding. Lineage: Eukaryota; Metazoa; Chordata; Amphibia; Anura; Pipidae.